GACCUCUCCUUCCUCUUAGCUGCCAUGGCUUAUGACCGCUAUGUGGCCAUAUGCAACCCUCUGCGAUACACGAUCAUGAGCAAGAAGCUUUGUCUUCAGAUGGUUGGUGGUACAUGGGUCACAGGGUUCCUCAACUCCUUGCUGCACACAGUCAUGACCUUUACUCUACCUUAUUGUAAAUCUAAUAGAGUCAAUCAAUAUUAUUGUGACAUCCCUCCAGUCUUGGCCUUAUCAUGUGCUUCCACCUAUGCGGCUGAGAUGGUUGUCUUCAUUGUUGGUGUGAUUUUUGGUGUGAGGGCUUUUCUGGUGACGCUAGUCUCCUACAUCCACAUCAUCUCCACCAUCCUUCAGAUCCGUUCUUCCGAGGGGAAGCGCAAGGCCUUCUCCACUUGCGCCUCCCAUCUUACGGUGGUGUGCCUCUUCUAUGGGACAACCCUCUUCACUUACUUAAGGCCUUCCUCCAGCCACCAUUCAGAUCAGGACAGGCUGGUGAGCAUGUUGUAUGGGGUGAUAACCCCCAUGUUGAACCCCUUGAUCUACAGUCUCAGGAACAAGGAGGUUAAAGGGGCUUUGAUGAGGGUCAUCAUUCCUAAACGCCACUAA
Molecule: messenger RNA, 603 nt
Organism: Zootoca vivipara (common lizard)
Lineage: Eukaryota; Metazoa; Chordata; Lepidosauria; Squamata; Lacertidae
Product: olfactory receptor 5V1-like
Biological process (GO): G protein-coupled receptor signaling pathway
Cellular component (GO): membrane
Molecular function (GO): olfactory receptor activity
Source: RefSeq, a predicted model, not a curated record